AUGGACACCCUACUGUCAGCAGUCUGCGUUUCAAUCCUCCUCUUUGCUGUACCCGUCAGUGGAGAACUUCCGUCCUGGUCAGCAUCCUCAGAGUUUGAUCAUGUGUCGACACAUGAGUUAAGCUCAGCUGACCGCGCAGAUAUCAACACCCGCGAAACUGCAGAUGCAGCAGGUGCAUGGAUAGCAGCAACCAAUGACCAGGACCAAUGGCUGAUGAGGGACCUUGGUGACGUGAGCGUCAUCACCGGCGUCAUCACCAAAGGCAGGAACUACAGCCCUGAUUGGCCCUACGAAAUACACGACCAAUACGUCACAUCCUACGUCAUUUCAUACGGCAACGAAAAUGGCGAUGAGACGUUCUACACCGAUGCUGAUGGGCAAGUUACUGUUUUUCAGGCGAAUGACGACAGAGACACGGAGGUCUACAACGACUUCGGAGACUUCAGUGGCCGCAUAACUGCGCGCUUCGUCAAAAUCCAUCCGCGAACAUGGCAUCACUACAUCUCCAUGCGGGCGAAGAUUGUGACAGGUUAG
Molecule: messenger RNA, 534 nt
Organism: Branchiostoma belcheri (Belcher's lancelet)
Lineage: Eukaryota; Metazoa; Chordata; Leptocardii; Amphioxiformes; Branchiostomatidae
Product: lactadherin-like
Exons: 3
Coding region: 1-534 (177 amino acids)
Source: RefSeq, a predicted model, not a curated record